Messenger RNA from Mytilus californianus (California mussel), 5236 nucleotides. RefSeq lists its product as uncharacterized. Lineage: Eukaryota; Metazoa; Mollusca; Bivalvia; Mytilida; Mytilidae. The record is from RefSeq and is a predicted model, not a curated record. Gene Ontology annotation, molecular function: nucleic acid binding. Bases 7 to 1485 code for a protein of 492 amino acids. Gene Ontology annotation, biological process: DNA integration. The transcript is spliced from 4 exons.
AAGAAAAUGGCGGAUGUAGAGCGACGAACAGAUCGGCAUUCUUUUCAGAAUUUUCUAAAUGUGUGUGAUGGCAUAGUUCAGGAUGUUGUUCGUUUGCUAAAAUCAGACUGCAGGAACACAGAUUAUUUGGAUUCUGCAUUGUUACGACUCCAGACUGUAGCGACUAAUGUUCUACGAAUAUCACAGAGAUGGGCGGCUGUAGAAGAACUGUUGGAUAUGCUGAGUGAACUCAUUGGAGCUGUUGAAGAAUUAAAAGGAUCUGAGAAAGAUUUAGCGUAUAAAAUGGUUAGGAUUAAUGAUGGUAAUCGUGGUCGUCCAGUAUACGACAUUACCAAAGAUCAACUUGAGUACCUUGUAGAUUUAAGCUUCACCGGAACAGAGAUGGCAAAACUCCUUCAGGUUUCUCAUUCAACAAUUAAAAGAAGAUUAAGGUUUUAUGGUCUGUCAACAACGGAACAGUAUAGCUCAAUAUGUGAUGAUGAUUUAGAUCAGCUACUGCAGCCAAUUAUAGAAGAGAAUCCCCAUCUUGGCUACAGAUCUAUUCAAGCAAGAUUAAAAGUUUGUGGUCACUUUUGCCAAGAAACCAGAGUGAGAGAAGCUCUUGUUAGGCUUGAUCCAGCAGCUGUGGCAAUGAGAUGGUGUGACACUGUGCAAAGACGUAAAUAUCGUGUUGCAGGUCCUAAUUCAUUAUGGCAUAUAGAUGGGAAUCAUAAAUUGAUAAGAUGGCGUUUUGUUGUACACGGAGGAAUUGAUGGAUUCAGUAGGCUUAUAGUUUUCCUUACCAUUUCAACAAACAAUAAAUCAGCUACAGUUCUACAAUCGUUCCUAACAGCUGUUCAGAAAUAUGGUUUACCAUCAAGAGUAAGAACCGACCAUGGAACAGAGAAUGUAGAUGUGGCCACUUUCAUGACCUUACAAAGAGGGCCUUACAGAGGAAGUGUCUUACAAGGCAAAAGUGUCCACAACCAAAGAAUUGAACGACUUUGGCUAGAUAUGUAUCGUGGAUGCACCAAUAUAUAUUAUGAUUUGUUCACUUUUAUGGAAAGGGAAGGCAUCCUUGAUUUGGAAAGUGAAAUUCAUUUAUGGUCACUACAUUAUGUAUUUAUGCCAAGGAUCCAAAGAUCUCUGGACACGUUCAAAAAAAUGUGGAAUAAUCACAAAAUCAGAACAGAAAGAGGAAAAACACCAAAGCAAUUGUUUUUACGAGGUGCAUUACAACUGUGUAACAGUAACAAUGUAGCAGUUGCAGAAAUGUUUGAAACUGAUAUAGUUCAGGAAGAAGACUUUGGUAUUGAUUGGGAGGGACCAAUUCCAGUUGAAGACACUGAUGGAACUGCAGUAAAUGUACAUACCACCAACUGUCCAGUUCCACCAGAAAAUUUUAAUGAACUGAAGAGGCAGAUUGAUCCUCUUUUGGACAGAAAUGACUUUGGAAUUUCAAAUUAUCUUGAUACAUUGCAAUUUAUUGAUCAACAUGAUCAAUAAUAACAAAAAUGUGAAAAAAAGCUCAAAACAGGUUUCCUAAAAUAAAAUUAGAAGAUUCAUCAUAUUCAUGUAAAAUUUUCCUUCCAUUCAAUAAGUAAAUCUAUAUUGUAGCCAAUGUUUUUUAAGCCCUGACUUUAAAAAAAGUGGGCAUAUUUAUAGACAUCCCUAAAUUGUCUGUAUGUAGUCAUGUGGCUGAAAAACUCAGCAACAUAUUUCCAUAGCCACUUUCAAUUUUAAAACAUGCAAGUAACAUUACGUGCAAAUGAAUCCCUUUAAAAAACUAUUGUUACAUGUCUAUAUUUGCAAUGUACAUUUUUCCAGAGUUAUUGCCUUUAAAGGCUUUGUUAAAAACUAGAAGCACUUUGCGAUUGGAAAUAUGGUAUGCAACUUUCCAAGAAGUAAAAACACAUUUUUGAAAUUGGGUCCAUUUGAUUUUAGCAAUGAAGAGUUACUCCCUUUAACUUUAAACUAAAGGCUCUAAAGAGCCUGUGUCCCUCGCCUUGUUCUAUGUGCAUAUUAAACAAAGGACACAGAUGGAUUCAUGACAAAAUUGUGUUUUGGUGAUGGUGAUGUGUUUGUAGAUCUUACUUUACUGAACAUUCUUGCUGCUUACAAUUAUCUCCAUCUAUAAUGAACUUGGCCCAGUAGUUACAGUGGAAAAUAUUUUGAAAAGAUUAACUUAAUUCAUGAAAAUGGUUAAAAAUUGACUAUAAAGGGCAAUAACUCCUUAAGGCGUCAAUUUUGGUCAUGUUGAUUUAUUUGUACAAUUUACAAAAUGUAUAAAAAUUGUAAAAAAUUGACUAUAAAGGGCAAUAACUCCUUAAGGGGUCAAUUGACAAUUUUGGUCACUUGACUUAUUUGUAGAUCUUACUUUGCUGUAUAUUAUUGCUGUUUACAGUUUAUCUCUAUCUCUAAUAAUAUUCAAGAUAAUAACCAAAAGCUGCAAAAUUUUCUUAAAAUUACCAAUUCAGGGGCAGCAACCCAACUACGUGUUGCCUGAUUGGUCUGAAAAUUUCAGGGCAGAUAGUCAUGACCUAAUGAACAAUUUUAUCCUCGUCAGAUUUGCUCUAAAUGCUUUGGUUUCAGAGAUAUGAGCCAAAAACUGCAUUUUACCCUAUGUACUAUUUUUUAGCCAUGUCUGCCAUCUUGGUUAGCGGGUGGAGUCAUCGGACACAUUUUUUAAACUAGAUACCCGAAUGAUGAUUGUGGACAAGUUUGGUUAAAUUUGUCUUAGUUUUUGUAAAAGAUUACAAAAAUUUACGAAAAAUGGUUAAAAAUUGACUAUAAAGGGCAAUAACUCCUUAAGGGGUCAACUAACCAUUUUGGUCAAGUUGACUUAUUUGUAGAUGUUACUUUGCUGAACAUUAUUGCUGUUUACAGUUUAUCUCUCUCUAUAAUAAUAUUCAAGAUAAUAACCAAAAACGGCAAAAUUUCCUGAAAAUAACCAAUUCAGGGGUAGCAACCCAACAACGGGUUGUCCGAUUCAUCUGAAAAUUUCAGGGCAGAUAGAUCUUGACCUGAUAAACAAUCUUAUCCCAUGUCAGAUUUGCUCUAAAUGCUUUGGUUUCAGAGAUAUAAGCCAAAAUCUACAUUUUACCCCUAUGUUCUGUUUUUAGCCAUGGCGGCCAUCUUGGUUGGUUGGCCGGGUCACCGGACACAUUUUCCAAACUAGAUACCCCAAUGAUGAUUGUGGCCAAGUAGUUUCAGAGAAGAUUUUUGUAAAAGUUAACGGACGACGGACGCCAAGUGAUGAGAAAAGCUCACUUGGCCCUAUGGGCCAGGUGAGUUAAAAAUGCUGAAAAAUUCAUAAUACCGGUAACAAGGGUUAAAAAUUCUACUCCAGAACAAAAGAUUUGAGAUCCCAUAAUCUAGUAUAAAAGUUAUGAAAAGUUGAUCAAUGCAAGUAUUGCUCUGGCACCAAAAAAUAUCAACUGCUAGAUUUUGUCAUUAAUUUUUAAGGAAAAAAAGACUCACACAAAUUCAAUGUGAAUGGGUUUGCAUUGGUAUCAACUAUGUUUUUGUCUCGCCUUGACCAAGUCAAGAAGCUAGACAUACAAUGUAGGUCUGCUGUUUCCAGCGGAGUCAACAAUGUAUUGGUUUGCGAUUACUCAGUUUUGUGUGGAACCACUAGUGGUAGGUCAAUGAUAUUUGGUAUGCAGUUGUACUAGCAUUGGCACAUCUCAUUUCCAUAGAGAUUAUUUUGCCAUACCCCCUCAUUCGUGGUCUAUUGACUAUGAAAUUUUUGCAUAGUUUACAUGUACACAAAUGUAUAAGUUCGUGAUUAGGUCAGUUAUUGGGGAACCACUAGUGGUAGGUCAAUGAUAUUUGGUAUGCAGUUAUAUAAGCAUUGGCACAUAUAAUUUCCAUGGUGAUUACUUGGCCAAACCCCCUCAGUCAUAAUUUAUUGACUGAAACUUUUGCUGAAGAUUUCGUGUACACUUAGUUUGAGAUUAUAUGAAAAAUUAUGUGUUUUUACUGUAAAAAUUGUGAAUAUUAUGUACUGCUUUUAAUAUGUUUAAAAAUUUGAUGGGAUGUUAGGUUAUCUUAUGUAUAAUGGAGUACAUUUUGUAUAUAAGAACUGUCCAAAUUCCAUGGAUACAAUUCCUACAAUCUGUGACUAAAAAAAUUGGGUUUUCAAGGUCAACUGAGACCGUAUCAAUUUGAUUGGAAUCCAUGAAGAAAUGAUAUCAGUAGAACUUCUUUAAAUUAAUGGUAUCCUGAGAUUUAUGAUUAUAAACCAACCCAAUUAUGGUAUGAAUCUAUGAUAAACGUAAUAGAAUAAAACUCAGCAACUCCAAAAUAUCCAAUAAAUAAAUAUGAAGACAAUCUCAUUUAAUUAUAAGAUGCCACAAUUAUGAAGCAUGUUAAUUGAUAAAAUCAGUAUUGCCGUUUUUUGUGCCAAUGUAAAAUAGUAAUUGUUGAUGUGAUAUAUAUGAAGACACAAGAUAAGGUUUACAUGUUUUAUUUAAAAAAAACUGUAAAUUGACACUCAAUAACACUGAGAAGCUCAUCUGAGCCUGUAUUACUCCCCUAAUUUGUUAUUUGAUAUAGAGCUGAACACACAUAGUAAUGAAAUUUUAUAUAGAUAAAAUUUGAGCCAAUUCUGGAAGCCAUGUACCCAUGGGCCUUCACUUGUACAAGGAAGAAAACUCCAUCAAGAAUAAGCUUCAUAAAAUGGUUUGAAAUGAAUUUAAGGUCAAGUAAUAGUAAGUAGGCUAUGUCACAGAUUUUGCUAAAAUUUUGCAUGCAAUCUUGGAUCGUUAGACAACAGAAAAUAAAAAAAAAUAAUGCAUUUAUCUCUUUUAUUAUCUAAAAUAUUACGCACGGAUUGGUUUCUUUCAUUAUGGGUGAAGACUUGUAUAGAAAGCACAUGAAAUUGGCAAAAAACCUUCUAAAAUUGUCUUAAAAUCCUCAAAUCUCUAAUUUUACUCCAUUGUUUUUUUUUUAAACUUCAUGUUGUUGAUACAUAAAUUUGUUUUAAUGAUAUAAAAUAAUCAUACUUUUUUUUAAAUUUUGUAGUGAAAAACAUCAAAUGUUACUUCAAGGUAUUAAUAUGUAAAUGUUUUACUAUUUAGUAUUUUUUUAUACGACCGCAAAAAAAAUUUUGUGGUCGUAUAUUGGUAUGACGUUGGCGUCGUCGUCCGAAGACACAUUGGUUUUCGCACUCUAACUUUAGUUUAUUAUAUUAUAUGAAAAUGUUUUAGUCCUUAAUGAGUUUUAAUUUUAUGUUUUAAUAAAUAGUUUAGUUUUA